Thelazia callipaeda (thelaziosis nematode) is the source of this 1062-nucleotide messenger RNA. Lineage: Eukaryota; Metazoa; Nematoda; Chromadorea; Rhabditida; Thelaziidae. The record is from the annotation of a GenBank genome assembly.
AUGCAGUAUUGCACAGAAAAAUUGAUCGAGAUAUGGUUCGAUAAAGAUCAAGACGGAGCUAAAUCACUGAGAAAUAUUCCUUAUGCAGAAUUAGUUGUUAUGCUAGAUAUCGCUGACUGCCACAUAUUGCACUCUAGAAGCAAUGGUUGCAUGGAUAGUUAUGUUUUAAGUGAGAGCAGCAUGUUUGUCUCAAAUUUUCGCAUCAUUUUGAAGACGUGUGGUACAACACGCUUACUUCAUGCUGUGGAACGAAUCUUGCAACUUGCAAAAGUGUACUGCAAUAUGGAUAAUGUUAUUAGUGUAUUCUAUUCAAGGAAAAACUUCAUGCAACCUGGGCAACAACCUUUUCCACAUUCAUCCUUUGAAACGGAAGUUGAUUAUCUCGAAAAAUAUUUUCCAGGAGGUUCGGCUUAUUACAUUGGCCCACAAAGAAAAGAUUGUUGGUUUUUGUAUACAAUGGUUGUUCCGAAGGCUGCUUUUCCGUUCCCGGAGCAUACGCUCGAAAUAUUGAUGACGGAAUUACCGGAAGAUGUUCUUAGUGUAUUCACUACUAUAGUGAGCAAAGAUGGGAAGGAUUGUAGGAUGAAAUCUGCCAUCAAUACGAUAAUUCCUUUGGAUACUAUCGUUCAUGAGGAAUUAUUUAAUCCAUGCGGUUAUAGUUUAAAUGGUCUGAUUCCAAAAUCGGACCAGUACAUUACGAUUCACGUUACACCAGAACCCAAUUUUUCAUAUGUUAGUUUUGAAACUAACCAAAAUACUUUGAAUUUGUGUGAACAAAUGCUGGAAGUCGUUGAAAUUUUCAGACCAAAAAAAUUCUUGCUUACAAUUUUCUCGAAUGAAUUGUCAAAUGAAGGAUUGAAGGUACAGAAGAGUUUGUCGGACCUGAUAUUUCGCGGUUACCAUCGAAAUAACUUCCAGUUCCUCCAGUUACCGAACGAAACGAUGGUUUAUGCUCAGUUCCAAUUAUCCAAGGAUUUCGAACAGUUGUCAGUCAAUGUCAAUAAAAAGAAGUUUUCGGCAAAUAAUGAAAAUAGUGGAACUAAAGACUUCCUUUCGCAAUAA